UUACUAUAUUUUCCAAUGUGCCAAAUGAAUUAACCAAGUGUCACUAAAUUGUGAACGCUGAAUCCACUAUUUAUAAAUAGAAAUAUUCUAUAUGGUGAAAAAGUUAUAUGAAUGGGCUUAGGUAAAAAAAAAAACUAGUUGAAGCAACUUCCAUUGAACUCUCUCUAUAUAAACAUAUAUUCAUCCAGAGAGGACUAUAAGCAAACCAACAAAACAUAUAGUACUUAUUUUUUUAUUUUUAAAAAGAGAGAGUGAGAAUGGCAACCUCCGGAUCUUUUCCUUUUCUAACACCAAAGAUUUGUUAUUCUGGGGAGCUUGACAUUAAGUCUCCGGCUGACCGAUUCAUGAAACAUUUUAUCAGAGUGCACAAUAAUGUUUCAGUGGGGGAGUUGCAGUUCAUAGUCAAUGAGACUAAUUGGGAGGCAAGAACAGUUAUAGGGCAUAUUAUUGGGAAUGUAAUCUCGAAAAGCUACAAGAUGGUCGAAGCAACACUCACCGCCAUUCCUAGGGGAGACAUGACAUCUAGCGGCGUGGCAUGGACCGUCGUGUUCGAGAAGAUUGGCCUUGACGUCCAAGAUCGAGAGCAGAUCGUAGGCACUCUAGAAAAUCUCAUCGAGAAGAUUGACCGGAACCUUUAUCCAGAGCCAUGCCCACCUUGAAGUGAAAAAGGCAUUUGCCUAGGACUCCUUUAUAAUGUCAAAAUUUUGAGGCCCCUAAUUUCAAUUUUUUUUUGUAUUUAGUAAAUAUAAUUAGUUAGAUUUUUACCAGAUUCAGUUUUUGUUUGAAACCAUUUUUGUUAUAAUCUGUUUUAAUUAAAAUCCUAGAGACUUUAUUUAUU
Messenger RNA from Brassica napus (rape), 838 nucleotides. RefSeq lists its product as uncharacterized. NCBI's taxonomy places the organism in Eukaryota, Viridiplantae, Streptophyta, Magnoliopsida, Brassicales, Brassicaceae. The transcript has 2 exons. The coding region runs from base 258 to 659 and encodes 133 amino acids. The record is from RefSeq and is a predicted model, not a curated record. Gene Ontology annotation, biological process: defense response.